CUGCUUCCAAACUUUUUUUCUUUCCUAGUGAAAAAUCUCUUUCAGAGCCUAGAUCUUACCUCUGAACCACCGCCAUACGAGCUUGCAAACUCUUUUGCUGAGUUGCAUGAUGGCAACAAGGAGGAUAACAGAACCAAAUUGCCAGAAAGAACGCCACCAUCAUCGCGACGGAAUUCAGAUGCAUCAAAGAAGUUACUGCGUGCCACUGAUUCGCUGCUCAUAAAAAAUAGUCAGAAAUUGCAAAGGAAAGAGAUGAUCAGCCCGAUUGUUGCAAGGUCGGUGCGUAUGCUAGAUUCCGUGUCAGACUCGUCAGAUGCGGAUGAUUCGUCGUGGAGUAGUCCUGUGAGGACUCCUCUUUCUUUGGACAGUGAGACUAAAAAACUUCUUAAUGGCUCUUCUGAUGAGAUGCUGUUCAAUGGUGGAAGACGAGAGUCGAUUGAAACAUUGAUCAGUAGUGUUCAUGCUCAACAGGUGCCAAAUCUUGAGAGCCUCAUCUUGUUGUACCAUGACUCGAAUGGAGUUAAUCCAACAAAAAUUGAUAAAAAUGGAGUGGCACCGCUGACGCCAUCAAAAAUCGCAGACGAUGAUUUGACUCCAAUUGAAAAGCCAGCGGCUCCAAUGGCGUCGAUAGAGGAGGAGAUGACAAUCAGUCAAAUCACAGCCGCUUCAUAA
This is a messenger RNA of Strongylus vulgaris, 672 nucleotides long. Lineage: Eukaryota; Metazoa; Nematoda; Chromadorea; Rhabditida; Strongylidae. The record is from the annotation of a GenBank genome assembly.